AGUAGCGAGUGAGACAGACCGACAAAGUAAAAGUGGGGAGCCGGCGUAUUCGUGGGCUCCCUCAGCACUGAUCAAUUGUGCGUCAUACCAACACCACUACACGAAUCAUUAAAACAUGUGUUUAAGUCAAUAUUAACCCGUGAAUAAAGUGUAUUCCCCGUUUAACGAGUAUUUUCAAAAAUACGAGAAUAAUUGUGAGGGCGGGGUGAAGUGGCCGAGGGGAGGGAGUCAUUAUCCCCGGAUUUUUCUCCAUUUCCCCAGCAUCAGUGCGACAUGAGCCACCAGCAGACUGGACACUUGAGUUUACUCGGGUCAACGUAAUUGCCUUUGAAGAUAAAAAAUAAUUCCCAUGUGUCUGUGUGUCAACUAAACCCAGUUUACGUGUGAAUGAGGGAUCAAUUGAACGAGACGAGGAUUGCCAGAAGUUGAGAAAAUUCUCCGAAAAUGAGCUCCCAACCGAUAAUGGUACCUGGCGAGCGACAGAGGCCCUCGUCCGAGUCGCAGGCUACUUCUACUGGCCACAAUACCGAGCCCAUCAAGACGAUGACACCACCGGGCGUCAGUCGUUCCCUCAGUAAUCCACCAGGUGACGAUCGACGACCUCGUCAGGGAAGUGUCCAUGCACAACCAGCCCAAUUGUCCAAGCUACCAUCGUCAGAAUCACUCACCGCUAACGUUAAUCUCGCCUCAGGUGCUCCUCCGCUUUCUCCAGGGCUGUCCGCGAUGGGAGAAAGUAAUUUAAAAUUGGAUUCGGCAUCGGACAAGGCUGACUCGUGCAAACUAACCCGUAAAGAAUCCUACAAAGCACAACGAAAGAACUAUCGAAUUGAGAAGAAACGCGUUGCAAACGAACUCCUGAGUUCGCUGAAGGAUCCAACGGUAGUUGUAAUGAGUGACUGGCUGAAAGUACGUGGAACCCUGAAAAGUUGGACGAAACUGUGGUGCAUACUGAAGCCAGGACUCCUAUUACUCUACAAAAGUCCCAAAAUAAAAAGUAAUCACUGGGUUGGAACAGUUCUCCUAAACAUCUGCCAAGUGAUCGAACGACCGAGUAAGAAGGAUGGCUUCUGUUUCAAACUGUUUCAUCCACUCGAGCAAUCAAUUUGGGCACCAAGAGGUCCCGAGAAAGAGGCUAUUGGGGCUGUUGUGCAACCACUACCAACAUCCUAUUUAAUAUUUCGCGCUCCAUCCCAGGCAGCUGGAAAAUGCUGGCUGGAUGCACUUGAGUUGUCUUUGCGUUGCUCGUCACUCAUUGUCAGAUCAGCCAGUAUUUUGCCACGUUCUCCACAGCACGAUGCCACGACAACACACGAGACUCAGUGGAGUGAGGCUGACUAUGAGAAGCAUUUCGAUCACGACCUGGACGACAUCAGCCAGCCGGAGAAUGGUGUUGUCGCUGAUGCGGAGAUUAGCGCCAGUGACAGCGAGUCCGAGGCCUCUGUCAAGGACGAGGAGGAGGCCAUCUGCGAGACACCAUAUGUUGCUAAUGAGAAUGAAUUCCUUGGAACGGCGGGAGAAGUUGUCGCGGAGCUGCAAGACGAGCAGAAAUCGCUCAUUUGGUUUCUGCUUAAGCAAGUACGUCCUGGCAUGGAUCUGUCCAAGGUGGUACUACCUACCUUCAUUCUCGAGCCACGGUCCUUUCUGGAGAAACUGGCGGAUUCUUACUAUCAUGCGGAUCUCCUAUCUCAAGCCGUGCUCGAGGACGAUGCAUUUACGCGAAUGAAAGGAGUGGUUAAGUGGUACCUCUCUGGUUUCUAUAAAAAGCCACAGGGAUUAAAAAAACCCUACAAUCCACUUCUGGGUGAGACAUUUCGUUGCUACUGGCAACAUCCAAAUGGCUCGCGUACAUUCUACUUGGCUGAGCAGAUAUCACACCAUCCGCCCAUUUCGAGUUUCUACGUGACAAAUCGCCAGGACGGCUUCACAAUAAGCUCAACGAUAAUAGCCAAGUCUAAAUUCUAUGGCAAUUCAACGUCUGCUGUGCUCGAUGGUGCUGCUGUGCUAACGAUGCUUCCACGCGGUGAGGAUUACACUAUGACUAUUCCCUAUGCUCACUGCAAGGGAAUUGUCAUGGGUACCUUGUCCAUGGAGCUCGGUGGCAAAGUCAACAUCAUAUGUGAAAAAACUGGUUAUCAUACUGAGCUUGAAUUUAAAUUGAAGCCCUUCCUGGGUGGUGCUGAGCAAAUGAAUCAGGUGGUAGGUCGAAUUCGUCUGGUGAAAGAGACCCUAGCAACAAUAUCCGGUUACUGGGACGGCCAGAUACUGAUAACCGACAAAAGAACAGGUCAGGAGAGUGUCUUCUUCAAUCCCCUCCCCGAAGUGCGUCGCAAGCGUUUGAAGAAGUACACAGUUCCCCUGGAGCAUCAGGGCGACUGGGAGAGCCAGCGUCUCUGGCAAGCCGUGACCAUAGCGAUAAACAAUGACGAUCAGAUCGCAGCAACCGACGCCAAAACAGCCCUCGAGGAGGCCCAGAGGGAACGAGCCAAAGACAGAAAGCAGAACAACCAGGAGUGGAUACCAAAAUAUUUUGUCCAGGACAUUAUCACUGGCAAUUGGGUGUACAGACACGCUGACAUACGCCCCUGGGAUCCCAGAAACGAUGUCGUGCAAUUCGAGCACGAUUACAUUGUUCGUACUAAGACACGCCACAAGACGCCUAUCAUGAGAACUGGGAGUAUCGUAUCGGUGGAUCCACAGACACAGUAUCACGAGUUUUGGACUAAGCACGCUGAAUCGCGAUCGUCUCUGUCAGUAUUGAAGUCAUCGAAGAGACAAUUGUCGAGUAAUUUGCCACUGACGGAGACAGCGCAUGACUCGGGAAGUUCGUCGGCGGAUGUUCAUUCGGACUCGAGUCAGUCGAUUGGGAAGAGGCGGAGGUCUAACGCCAGGCUGAUGCACUCCAUCAAGGAAGUGGAGAGCCGAAUGCUGCAGCAGGGGGAACAGCUGAACAGAAUCCAACGAACACUGGAGCAAUUGGUCAUCAGACAGAGAGGCCAGAAAGAAUCGAGUUACAAUGCCAAUAUGAUGAAGAAUUUUAUGGAUACUGUCAUUGUCAUUGUCGUGGUGUUCUUCGUGCAAUAUAUUUUCAAGAUGUGGAAUCGUAAUAAUUUGGAGAUCAAAGAGACUUGAUCACCGAUGGCAUAAUUUACGACUGCGUAAACCUAAAUAAAAUAUAAUGGAGAUUCCUUAAUGAACAAGGAACAGUUGGGGUUCUCGAUAGCGAAUUUGAAUGAUAAACGUGGAGUCGAAUUGCUGGAUAUGAGUGUAAUAACUGGUGAUGUAUAUUCGAUAAUCUGCCUUUCUGUCCGUGUUUAUUCAACUCCUACCAAUUACGUGUCAGGGUAUGUCGUCAUUAGUUCUCGAACAGUGUAAAUAGAAUGUAAUCCGAGAGGCAGCAAGGAGAAAUCAGUGUUAAAUAUUAUUUGUUGAAUAAGUGAAUUAGUUCUACUGCAGAGUUUAGUUGUUGAAAGAUAUCCUUUCGCAUUGUUUUUUAAUCAUAAUUUUUCUAUGUUAAUUUUCGUCUCCCCUUCAGUCCAGCGAAGUUCAAUUCCAAUAGAAUCAAUUCCGGUAUUUUUUAACUUCUGCAGAGAAUGGCGAUCCCCAAGGAUCUGUGUGUAUUUACGUUUGUCAAGGGUAAAGAGUAAUUAGCUGUGUAACUAAGUGAUUGUCAGAAAGAUUCCCAUUAGACUAAUCAAAGCGAAAAAUACCAUUUGGUUUAAGGCACCUGACGAAUACGAAUGAUAAGUCGAUAUCUAUCAUUUCUAACAAUUUUUAAGCUGAACGAAUUCCAUUCAAUCGUGUGAUUACUAAUAUUUGUGAGGAGCAGAGAGAUUAUAGCGAUGGAUAUCUGGGUGACAAUUAUUUAUUAAAUAUAUCGAUUAGAUGAGCCAAUGAUGUCGAAGAUAUCAGGGUAACGUGGAGAGGUAAUUCGAAACUGUGAAUUAAUAGUAUUUCAACGAACACUUGAAACACCUUGGGCAAUCACGAUUUAAAAAAAUGACACUUUGUAGAGCCAGAAUUACUGCACUCGUUGUUACUAAUCCAAAUUAAUAUCGAAAUGCUUAUUAGGCACAUGUGCACUGUAAUUUCAAAUGCAUUGAGGAAAAAUAAAGUUAUUCGAUAUUUCUUUCAAUA
Messenger RNA from Diachasma alloeum, 4134 nucleotides. RefSeq names its product oxysterol-binding protein-related protein 8 (gene Orp8). The record is from RefSeq and is a predicted model, not a curated record. The coding region runs from base 445 to 3129 and encodes 894 amino acids. NCBI's taxonomy places the organism in Eukaryota, Metazoa, Arthropoda, Insecta, Hymenoptera, Braconidae. Gene Ontology annotation, molecular function: cholesterol binding. The transcript is spliced from 17 exons. Gene Ontology annotation, cellular component: intracellular membrane-bounded organelle; membrane; cytosol.